Messenger RNA from Mytilus trossulus (common blue mussel), 680 nucleotides. Its product is annotated as perlucin-like protein. Gene Ontology annotation, molecular function: signaling receptor activity. The coding region runs from base 101 to 592 and encodes 163 amino acids. The transcript has 5 exons. The record is from RefSeq and is a predicted model, not a curated record. NCBI's taxonomy places the organism in Eukaryota, Metazoa, Mollusca, Bivalvia, Mytilida, Mytilidae.
UCACAAGACUACGCAAGAACUUUCGGAUUACGAUAACUUCUUUGACCCUACUAUCUUAUGUCUGUAAAAGCUGUUGUUUACCGAAGGCCACAUUAUUAUUAUGCCUGAGCUGUAUAUUAUUUUCUUCUUUCUUUUAUGUGGUGGACAAGCUCUUAUAUUGACGUCUAAUUGUCAAAAAAAUUGGAUACAUCAUGGCAACUCUUGCUAUCUCCUGAGCACACAGAAAAGUGCAUGGCAAUCUGCAGUGAACGUUUGCCGAGUGUAUGGUGGGACGUUAGCAGUGGUAAAUUCGGCAGAAGAAAACAAAUUCCUCAAUCAUACUUUCUUACAAAUGACAGGAGGAUCAACCAAUGAGAGCUACUGGUUGGACGGAUGGGAUUUUCAUUCCGAGGGAACUUGGAAGUGGUCAUCGACAAAGCAGGAAAUGGCUUAUAAGAAUUUUUACCCUGGACAACCAGAUGAUCAAAAUGGUAACGAGGACUGUUUAGUAAUUAGCGCUGCUUACAAUGGACAAUGGGCAGAUAUGGAUUGUUAUACGACAUUGUUUUCCAUUUGUGAAAAGGAUUUAAGCGCUGCUGGAUCUGUUGGGUAGCAAAUCCAUCAAACUAGGGACAGUGUUUGGAUUUACCACUAAUCAUUUUAUUACUAUUUUGUUAAUAAAAACUAAUUUGUUCUUUAAA